AUGUCAGCGGCCGGUCCAUCGCCCGACGCCGAUGCCGCCCCGGCUUCUGUCAGCUCCGGUCCCGAAUCCGGCUCUGUUUCCAAUCCUCCGGACUCGAUGUCGACGAAAGAAGCAGCCACAAGCACCAGACCCCUGUCUCUGCUUUCAUCGGAGCCGGGCCUGUCCAGUGCCACCGCCACCGUCACCGGCACCAUUGACAGCCUGAGCUCGACUGCUGCCAACAGCCAGGCCACACGUCCUUCCACCGCCUCAGCUGCCGAUGCUGGCGCUGCCAACCGGACGCCUCAAUCGGCCUCUACUUCCCAGCCGUCACGGUCACGCAGCCGCGUACAGCGGCGCUUCAGCGGCAGCACCGCCCCCAGCAGCCACAGCCCGAGCAGCGACCGCAACUAUGUCCACAAGAAGGAGGAGGCUCGUCCUGCUCCGUUGGGCGUCAUUGGCGUCUGCGCCCUCGACGCAAAGGCUCGCAGCAAGCCCAGUCGCAACAUCCUUAACCGCCUGAUCGCCAAGAAGGAGUUUGACGUCGUCGUCUUUGGCGAUAAGGUCAUUCUCGACGAGGAGGUUGAAAACUGGCCAAUAUGCGACUACCUCAUCUCCUUCUAUUCCGACGGCUUUCCGCUCGACAAGGCUGUCGCCUAUGUCAAGGCCCGCCGGCCCUUUUGCGUUAAUGACGUACCGUUGCAGAAGAUCCUCUGGGACCGCCGUGCCUGUCUCCGUCUGCUCGACAAGAUCGGCGUGCCCACGGCCCAGCGCAUUGAGGUGACCCGAGACGGCGGCCCCAGCGUUCUCGGCCCCGACAUCACUCGCCACAUCCGCGACCUCAGCGGCGUCGUCAUCGAGCCGACGGAUCCCAGCAACGCCCAGCUGCCGCCGACCAAGAUCGAGCUGCUGGACGAUGGCGACGCGCUCUGUGUCGACGGCAAGAUCAUCCGGAAGCCCUUUGUUGAAAAACCCAUCAGCGGCGAAGACCACAACAUCAUCAUCUACUUUGCCAAUGCGACCGGCGGUGGCGCCCGCAAGCUCUUCCGCAAGAUCGGCAACAAGAGCUCCGAAUACGUUGCCGAGCUGAGCAUUCCACGGGCCAUCACCCAUCCGACCGAGAGCUACAUCUACGAAAAGUUUAUGCGCGUCGAGAACGCCGAGGAUGUCAAGGCUUACACCGUCGGGCCCAACUACUGCCAUGCCGAGACCCGCAAGUCGCCCGUCGUCGAUGGCAUUGUCCGCCGCAACACCCACGGCAAGGAGAUCCGCUACGUCACGGCCCUGAACAACGAGGAGAAGGAGAUUGCGAGCAAGAUUUCCACUGCUUUCGGCCAGCGCGUCUGUGGUUUCGACCUGCUUCGUGCCGGUGGAAAAAGCUAUGUCAUCGAUGUCAAUGGCUGGAGCUUUGUCAAGGACAAUAACGAGUACUAUGACCAGUCGGCCAACAUCCUCAAGGAGAUGUUUAUCAAGGAGAAGAUGCGCAAGGCCGCCAUUGCUGCCGCCGCCGCCGCUGCCGCCGCUGCUGCUGCCAUCGCUGCUGAGGCUCCAGCCCCUGCCGCUGUCCCUGCAGCUGCCGGCACCAAUGGCUCCCCGCCUGCUGCCGGUAUGGUCACGACACCGCCUACGAUAUCGCCGGCAAAGUUCGACAGCGAGCCUUUGACUGCCGCGCAGAGGGCCCUCCAGCAGAAUCUUGACAAAGACAAUGAAAAAGUACUGUCUAGAUCUGGGACAGUAGAUUUCAACAGCGAGGGGACACAGCAGAAACCAGAGCCACAGCCCCAGCAAACCCAGCCACAACCACAGGAGAUACACGAACAAGCAAAGCCCAUUCACAUCCUUAACAGUGCAGCUGACGAUAUCGUCCAGACUGCAGAUGUAUUUAUGCCUAAGCCCAAGCGCUCUCCAUCAAGCUCCACCACAGCCGCUGCAUCUCUUCCCAUUCCUGUGCCUGCUCAAGCCGCAGCCAACAGUGGUGCCGAGUUUUCCACCAGCGGAUCAUCUACAGCCGCGCCGCCCAUCUCUCUCGCCGACGUCGAUGACCCGGAGGAGCCGCCACCGCCUCCUCCGGCCCACUCAUGGAAACUCAAGGGGGUUGUGUCUGUCAUUCGCCAUGCCGACCGCACGCCGAAGCAGAAGUACAAGUUCACCUUUCAUACCGAUCCAUUCAUCGAGCUCCUCAAGGGCCACCAGGAAGAGGUCCUGUUGAUUGGCGAUGCAGCUCUGGCAAGUGUAGCCAAUGCGGUCGAUACUGCUAUCACGGCUGGAAUCGAAGAUCGUGGCAAACUUCUGGCCCUACGCAACGUGCUCGUCAAAAAGGGUUCCUGGCCGGGCACAAAGGUUCAGAUCAAGCCCAUGUUUCGGAAGAAGAAGACUACCGAGGACACCUCCUUUCCCCCCCUUGAAGAGCAGAUUGCGACAGACGCUGCCACGAUAGCCGCUGCCGCAGCCGCUGCUACUGUAGGGACAGUGUCGAGCGACCAGAACGCUAUCAAGGACGACGAGGUUCCCACGAGACUGCCACCACGGAGGCACGACUCCCUUUCCGGGGUGACCAUGUCCAAGUUCACGGCCGCCGAGAAUAGCCUGGUUCUCGACAAGCUCCAGCUGAUUGUGAAAUGGGGAGGCGAACCCACGCAUUCGGCCCGCUAUCAGGCGCAGGAACUGGGCGAGAAUAUGCGCAACGACUUCCUGCUGCUCAAUCGCGACAUUCUCGACGACGUCCACGUCUUCAGCAGCUCGGAACGCCGUGUCACUACGAGCGCACAGAUCUGGGCGUCUGCUUUUCUGGGCGAGAAGGAUCUGCCGUCCGACUUUAUCACCAUCCGCAAAAGUCUCCUGGACGACUCGAAUGCCGCCAAGGAUGAGAUGGACAAGGUGAAAAAGAAGCUGAAGAACUUGCUGCGCAAAGACAACGAGCGGCCGCCACAGUUUGCCUGGCCCGACAACAUGCCGGAACCGUCAGAGGUGCAGACGCGUGUCGUGCAGUUGAUGAACUUCCACCGUCGCGUCUUACAGUACAACUACAGCAAACUGUACGGCACGAGCAACGGCAGCGCAAGCGCCCCGGGCCUCAGUCCCAGCCUCUCCAAGAGCUCGAGCUUCGAGAAGGCGGGAGCUGGUGCAGGCACUGCUACACCGGGGACCGACAAUAGUACCAUCACCACGGAGGGAGCAGCAGGAUCAGGCGAGACAAGCGGCCUUUCGGCUUCCAGCUCGAUCGCCCAGGCAAACACGGUUAAUGGCAUACAGUCCCGCUGGUGCUCUGGCGAAGAUGCCGAACUGUUCCGUGAGCGCUGGGAGAAGCUGUUUGCCGAGUUUUGUGACCUCGAAAAGGUCGACCCCAGCAAGAUAUCGGAGCUGUACGACACCAUGAAGUUCGACGCCCUGCACAACCGCGCAUUUCUCGAGUGGGUCUUCACGCCGCCCAAACACAUGCUCGAGGAGGAGGAUUGGGCUGGCGCGCUUGGCAGCAGCGGCAAGCCAUCGGGCCACAAGGAUACAGUGGCGUCGACAUCCCCGCCGACUGGCCUGCCAUCGCUUUCGCCUGUCUCGGCCACGACCUUGACACCGAAAGCCACAUUGACGGUCGAAGAGCGCAGGUCCUUUGAGGAUAUUCGACUGUCAACAGCCUCCGUUCCGCCAGGCAAGGCCGUGUUCGACGACAAGGACGGCAGCAUCUUGGACAAGGACCCGCAAGUCAAAGAUAGCAGGUCGGACUCGAGCAGCCACCGGGCCUCUGUCAGGCGCAUCUUCCGUCGUCGGUCUUGGAUGGCAGGGCUUCGUCAUGCGGCAAACGAGCCUCCGCUGGCCGAGCAGUACUUCCACCUCUACAAGGGCACCAACAGCCCGACAAAGGCCAAGACCGAUGCCCGCUUCGAGCCGCUUCGCGAGCUGUACCAGCUGGCCAAGGUGCUCUUCGACUUCAUCUGCCCCCAGGAAUACGGAAUCUCGGACAGUGAGAAGUUAGAGAUCGGGCUGUUGACGUCGCUGCCGCUACUCAAGGAGCUGGUACAAGACCUCGAAGACAUGCAGGCGUCCGACGAGGUCAAGUCGUUCUUUUACUUCACCAAGGAGUCCCACAUUUACACGCUGCUCAACUGCAUCCUCGAGGGCGGAAUCGAGACGAAGAUCACGCGAGCCACCAUUCCCGAGCUCGACUACCUGUCGCAGAUCUGUUUCGAGCUCUACGAAUCCGAGACGAGCAACCCGGCCGUGAAGAAGGGGCAGCAUGAGAAGGACGAUGGACACGGACACGGCAACGACAGCGACAGUGCCGUAGAAACAUCCAUCUACCAGUACAGCAUCCGCAUCACCAUCAGUCCUGGCUGCCACGUCUAUGAUCCGCUCGAUGUGCAGCUUGACAGCCGUCAUUGCAUCAGCUGUGCACCGCGUCGCAGCCUGACGGCCCACAUUGACUGGAAGACGGUCAUUGAGACCUUGCGCAGCCGUUUUCACGAGGUCAAACUGCCAAAGUCGUUCUUAGCAGUCAACCUGUCGGAUGCGUUUACCUUCCAGGAGAAACAGGCCAGUGAUGGCGAAGGACAGGGGCUGGAAAUGAAGCCUCUCGUGAAGGAGAGCAAGGCAGCAGGCGCCGAAAAGGCCGGCUCGGAAGCUGAAGCCGGUGCCAGUGGAGCUGGUAAGACUGGCUGA
Grosmannia clavigera kw1407 is the source of this 4632-nucleotide messenger RNA. RefSeq names its product actin cytoskeleton organization and biogenesis protein. Gene Ontology annotation, molecular function: 5-diphosphoinositol pentakisphosphate 1-kinase activity; inositol hexakisphosphate kinase activity; diphosphoinositol pentakisphosphate kinase activity. Gene Ontology annotation, biological process: inositol metabolic process; inositol phosphate biosynthetic process. Lineage: Eukaryota; Fungi; Ascomycota; Sordariomycetes; Ophiostomatales; Ophiostomataceae. Bases 1 to 4632 code for a protein of 1543 amino acids. The transcript is spliced from 4 exons. Gene Ontology annotation, cellular component: cytosol. The record is from RefSeq and is a predicted model, not a curated record.